Molecule: messenger RNA, 264 nt
Organism: Sphaeroforma arctica JP610
Lineage: Eukaryota; Ichthyosporea; Ichthyophonida
Exons: 1
Coding region: 1-264 (87 amino acids)
Source: RefSeq, a predicted model, not a curated record
AUGUUCCCGGAAGGCGCAUUCAAGGAGCCGAAACCGGUGGCAAGAGAAGAGGCAUCAAGUAGCCUGUACCGGUCUUCCACGGAACAGUACCAAGCAACCCAGGCAAUACUCAACGGCCUAACGAGUUGGAAGGAGGUGGUGAUGACUUCAGCGUUAAUCAAUUCGAUGCCAUGCUCAACCAGAUCACUGAGAUCAAGAGGUCUACGGCGAACCCCAGAAUAUUAUACACGCAACAAUAACUACACAAACCAUGAAACCAAAUAA